AUGGCCAAAGCGAUGUCCCCAAAGCUGGUCGUGGCGGCGCGUGCCGCCCUGCUGGGCCUAUGCAGCCUGCUGAGCCUUUGCAGCCUGUGGCGCUCCGGUGAAGAUGAGCUCGACGCGCGGAGCCGCGCGCGGCGGCUUGGCGCUUCGCCGUUCCACUGGGCGCGGCAGGGCUGGGAGGCCUUGGCGGCGACGAAGCUCUUGCCGGGGCCUUGUGUGGUUCAGGAGGUGCAGGGCACCGUGCAGGAGCUGAUCUGGAGCAGCGAGGACUUGGUGCGAUCGCACUGGAUUCUUCUGGUCCUGGGAGUGCUGGGAGCUUUGGUGGGAGCUGCGGCCUUCAUCCUCAAAGAGUACCUUGCCAGGAAUGCCACUGCUGUGUACACGUCCUUGUUGCAGAUGGAGGGUGAGGGUGAUGAGGGCACUUUGAUGGCAAAAGGUGAGGUGGUUUUGAUGGUUGGAUUUUGGGUCGCAGACAUGUUGUCCGAUGUCUAUGUCACGUACUCCUACUUCAAGAGUGGCCUGUAUGUGUUCGGCAGCCUUCUCAUCACUAUUUGGCUGGGAAGCGGAUGCAUCGCGUUCUUGCACCGUCGUCUCAGCUGGCAACGGUGCGAUUCUGGCAUAAAGGCUGACCUCUAUUUUUCGAACUUGAAUGAACAGGGUGAACCGCUGCCCACUUGGACAACGUUGAUGCUUUACCUCCUACAAGUCGAGCCCAUCAUCAUGGCCUACAAGUCGUGGGGAAAAGCACUGAGCAAGAAUCUCCAAGAGGAGAAGAUCCUGUCCUCGCUUUGUGAGGGUGCUCCCUCAAGUUUACUGCAGAUCUACGCCUUGAUGGUGAGCCAGCCCAGCGGAAAUCCAUACUUGUUGGCAGGUUCCAUAGCUUUGUCAAUUUUCACUGUGGCCAAGGGCCUCAACAAGGCCUAUGAACUCUGCAUGCCUGAAGGUCGCAAGGUGGAAAAGGCCCUUCUUCCACAACCCGCCCUGCUUUUGUUCCGCAUGUGCGAUGGCUUUGCCCGGCUCGGGCUCUGGGCCUUGCUGGGCUUUUCUUUGCGGCCCUCUGGUGCGGCAAAACAGGGGAUCCAGCAGCCAUUCCUGCCCCUCAUUAUGCUCGCAGAGCUUUUGAUCGUCGUGCUGCUUUUCAAGUCUAAAUCCUUUGGACUUGACCUCAAGUGGUCCGCCCUGUGGGCGAAGAACUACUUUGUUGGCAUCAUAGCAUGCUUCCUGAGCACCUUUUGGUGCUUCUUCAACAGGCAGUUGACUGCACAAAGGCGCUUCUUUCGAAGCCUGCUAGCCUUCCGCACAUGCGAAGCCGUUGGCAUCAUCGUUCUUGCCAUUCGCAGCUUCUCUUCACCGCCUGGAGAUGAAUGUGCCCUGUCAGAGAAUCCGUCCAUUACCAUUAUCGGGCUCAUGGCUUCCAUGUGCUACCUAUUCAGCCUUCUCCUUGCCAUUUGCGAUGAUGCUGCACUAUCCUGCUGCUGCGUGCCCAUUUUUCCUAUGGUCAGUGGCUGGCAAGGCGGCCGGUUGGAGACAGCAGCACGCCUGGGCUUUGCAGCCCACGUUGACCACCUGUUUGAGCAGUCUGAGCCCGCGGAACGAGCUGCGGCGCUGUGCCAGGCGGCCGAGGCAGGCCAUGUGUCAGUGGUGCACACCUUGCUCCGCAAGAGCACUUCCGCUUCUGCAAUCUGGGAAGGCACCUCGGCCAUGCAUUGCGCCGCCAAAGCAGGUCAGCUCGAGGUCAUGAAGCUGCUGAAAGACAAGGGUGGCGAUUUGAAGGCGACAGAUGGGAAUGGAGCCACGCCAGCCUUCAUUGCUGCGGAAAAUGGCCAGGCGCAAGCUUUGAGUUUCCUGCAGACUUCUGACUGCGACCUGGAGAAGGCCAACAAGUUUGGACAAACUCCGGCAUGGAUUGCCGCAUCGAAUGGACACCUGGAGGUGCUGAAGUUGUUGAAGGGUUGCAAUUGCAACCUCAAAGCCAGAGAUUCAGGUGGAAGAGGAAGGACUCCAGCUGACGCUGCGGCCGAGCACGGCCAUGUGGACGUUUUGCAGCUUCUCCACGCCGCCGGCUGCGACCUCGCGGCGGCGAGCAAGUAUGCCGCCCAGGAAGGGCACGUUGAGGUGCUCCGCUUCCUGCAGAGCUUGGCGGUGGACCUGGACAUGGUCGACGCCAAAGGAGUGGCCCCGUGUCACGCCGCUGCGGCGACCGGCCAACUGGAGGCCCUGCGGUUCCUGCACGCUGCUGGCUGCAACAUGGAGACGGUGGAUGAGGAUGGGGUGACUCCUGCCCAUUUUGCUGCCAGAGUUGGGCAUGUGGAGACCCUCAGGUUUCUCCACAGUGUGGGAUGCAACUUGGAGACGGUGAACAAGCAUGGGGAUACUUCUGUCCAUGUCACCGUCCUCCAUGCAGCGAUUGAGAGGAAUCAGCUUGCUGCGGUACAGUUUUUGAUUGGCAUCGUGGAUGUGAACAUGCCGGGCUUGGGUGGAGCCUACGCCCUGGACAUCGCCAAAGCCAAUCACUCCAGCAGUGCCCUGACCGCAGUUCUGGAGAAGGCGGGUGCCAUUGGUGGACCUCAGCCACAACUGGUCGGACUCACCGCUCUGAAGCCGCGGCAGCCACCAUCAACUGGUCUAACCUGGUUCACCUGUGGUUUGCCCGAGCUUGCCCAGAGCGGCGGGAAGUUCUACUACGAGAUCCAGUUCCUCAGCGAUUUCAAGUGUCCUCAAGUUGGCUGGGCGAGCGCCCAGUUCCAGCCAGGCGAAGCCGGUGAUAUCGGAGUAGGAGAUGAUGCGCACAGCUGGGCCUUUGACGGCCAGAGAUGUCUUUGGUGGAAUGAUAGGGAGAAGAAGGCCUUGGAGAUUUCCAGAUGGAGCAGGGAGGACAUCAUUGGCUUGGCCGUGGAUUUGGACAACCACGAGAUGCAGCUGCGCACGAAGCACGGAACAGAAGCCACCAUGCCUUUCCAUCCUGACGGGCCCGUGUACCCAGCAGUAUCGGUCAUAGGCCUGUUUCAAAUGCGCUUGGCCAAAGAGAGCUGGAAGCUACAAGCCCCUGCCGGUUACAACGAGUGGAGCCGUGGAGAUUUCGCAUGGACCAACCAAGUUGUCCUCCCGACUUUGCUAGGAAGCCUAAGAAGCAAGGCUGAUGCAAAGACUUCGCCUCUCUCUUAG
Messenger RNA from Durusdinium trenchii, 3162 nucleotides. NCBI's taxonomy places the organism in Eukaryota, Dinophyceae, Suessiales, Symbiodiniaceae. The record is from the annotation of a GenBank genome assembly.